UUACACAUGCGCUUGAAAGAUCGGGGACAGGAAGUGCACCUACAGCUGCGCAAAGUUCCUAUCAUUGAAACCUCGUCACUGACGUCACGCGGAACCGUGAAACAUGACGUUUCUUCCAUACAGGACGCGGCGGUGUAUAUUGACAGACGUCUGGGUGCUUCCGUUGUAGUCAGAAAACGAGAAUUAGACCCCAACAACUUAGACUUGGAAGGGAGUCUUCUCCUUGGAGGAGAAGAAGUCUUACUAAAGCCUUCAAGUCAAGAAACACGUGAUUUCGAAAAUGAUGCUAACACCCAUGACGUCAUUCCGGUUGAGCCCGAUAUCGAUUAUGGAGGUGAUUACGUUGAGGUUCCGAAAAGUGAGUGAAUAAACAUUUCAAACAGUGAAAUAAUAUCUGUGUUUCUUUUGUACUUUUGUAUGUAUAUAUAUGAAGAGUUCAGGCGCAAAACGCAAUAUAAACCAUUUUCUUUCUAGUGAUUAGUUAAAAGUCAUUAUUGUAUAUCAGUAAGGGCUAAUCGUAGGCCCGCUGAUUUGCCGCAAAACGUGAUUGAUCCUUAUGAAAUUGUAUUGGGUAAAUCCCGGUUUUUUUUUUUUUUUUUUUUUUUUUUUUUUAUCAAAACG
Gigantopelta aegis is the source of this 621-nucleotide messenger RNA. RefSeq lists its product as uncharacterized. The record is from RefSeq and is a predicted model, not a curated record. NCBI's taxonomy places the organism in Eukaryota, Metazoa, Mollusca, Gastropoda, Neomphalida, Peltospiridae. Bases 7 to 366 code for a protein of 119 amino acids. The transcript is spliced from 3 exons.